CCUCGUUUAUUGUAUUUGUCACUGCUCUGCUCUGUGGUCACUCCUUCCUUUCAUUUUCUCUUCUCAAUCUGUCCCUUCUCAUUUCUCUUCUCAAGCAGGGUAAUGGAGAUGCCUCUACCAUUGAGGCAUUUCACACCCUUCCUCUUCUCCCACUCAUAAAGAUCCUUUCAAGAUGGCUAAUCACCAUCAUCACCCUCACCAAAAAUCCCUUUUCGACACCCUAUACUGCUCUGAAGAGCAUUGGGAAGAACACGUAGGCCAAGAUGAAUUAGAACAAACCGAGCAUGUGUACGGUUGUGAUUAUAUAAGCGCUAACACUAGUACCACUAGCACAAUAAUAAACACGCCUCCUACGUUGUUUGAAAAUGACAUGUUUUGCGACGAAGAAGAGUUACCAUCACUUCUCUCUAAAGAACAACACAACCCUCUAUUCACGUUCCUCCAAAGCCACCCUCUGUUGGACUGUUCUCGUAGAGAAGCUGUCGAAUGGAUGCUCAAAGUGAACGCCCACUACUCCUUCUCUGCUCUCACUGCUGUUCUUGCUGUUAACUACUUUGACCGGUUCCUCUUCAGCUUCCGCUUUCAGAAUGGGAAGCCAUGGAUGACUCAGCUUGCUGCUGUGGCUUGCCUCUCUCUCGCUGCCAAGGUCGAAGAGACACAAGUUCCCCUUCUACUAGACCUUCAAGUGGAGGAUAGUAGAUACUUGUUCGAAGCCCAAACCAUUAAAAGGAUGGAGAUUUUGGUUCUUUCCACUCUUGGGUGGAAGAUGAAUCCACCAACCCCUCUUUCUUUUCUUGAUUAUAUCACGAGAAGACUUGGAUUGAAGGAUCAUCUUUGCUGGGAGUUACUCAAGAGGUGCCAAGGCGUUCUUCUCUCUCUCCUCGGAGAUUCCAGGUUUAUGAGUUAUCUGCCUUCUGUGUUGGCAAAUGCUACAAUGAUGCACGUUGUGAAUAAUGUGGAUCCUCAUCUAGGAGCUGAAUACCAGAACCAGCUGUUUGGUAUUCUCGGAAUUAACGAGGACAAGGUGAACGAGUGUUGCAAGCUGAUGUUGGAAGUGUGGUCGGGGUACGACCAGGGGAAGAAGCAAUGCGCGAAACGCAAGUUUGGGUCGGUUCCUGGUAGCCCAAACGGCGUAAUGGAUGUGUCGUUUAGCUGUGAUAGCUCCAAUGACUCGUGGGCAGUAGCUGCUUCUGUGUCUUCCUCACCAGAACCUUUGUCUAAGAAGACUAGGACUCAAGACCAUUCCAACUCGCAUUUUCUCAGCAUUACUCGCUAGCUAGUAGACCCUUUAAUUUCAACCACUCUCUCUUCUUAUGUGCCUUAAUAACAACGUAUCUUUUUUUAAUCUUUUUGACGGGCAAGUUAAAUUGCCAACAAUCUCUGCGUAUAACUAUUGCCUACUUCCCUUCGCAAGUCAUUGACGGAUUUAGAUUAGAUCUUCGCCACGAAGCCUGAGAUGGGUGUAUAGGAUUGGGAGCAGAGAUUGUUGGCAUUUUAUGCGGAACAAAUUUAUUUAAUAAUAUAUAUAAAAAAAGAA
Abrus precatorius (Indian licorice) is the source of this 1537-nucleotide messenger RNA. RefSeq names its product cyclin-D3-3-like. The transcript is spliced from 4 exons. Gene Ontology annotation, cellular component: cyclin-dependent protein kinase holoenzyme complex; cytoplasm; nucleus. Gene Ontology annotation, molecular function: cyclin-dependent protein serine/threonine kinase regulator activity. The coding region runs from base 173 to 1276 and encodes 367 amino acids. The record is from RefSeq and is a predicted model, not a curated record. NCBI's taxonomy places the organism in Eukaryota, Viridiplantae, Streptophyta, Magnoliopsida, Fabales, Fabaceae. Gene Ontology annotation, biological process: mitotic cell cycle phase transition; regulation of cyclin-dependent protein serine/threonine kinase activity.